Molecule: messenger RNA, 1479 nt
Organism: Trichoderma citrinoviride
Lineage: Eukaryota; Fungi; Ascomycota; Sordariomycetes; Hypocreales; Hypocreaceae
Product: alpha/beta-hydrolase
Exons: 5
Coding region: 1-1479 (492 amino acids)
Source: RefSeq, a predicted model, not a curated record
AUGAAAGGGCUUUUGAACGUACUCCUUCUGUUCACCAGCUUAGGAUGCAAAGCCUAUAGUUGGAAUGAUAGGAGCAUGGUCUACGGAUUUGCUAAUAUUGAACCGUCAGCCAACCUAACGUGGACACCAUGUUUUGAUGACUUUACAUGCUCUAGACUGGAGGUGCCUUUGGACUAUUCCAACGCAAGUCUCGGCACGACGUCCAUUGCCUUUAUAAAACUAGCCGGAAAGAACGCCACCACUGAGUCUCCAAGCCUCAUAAUCAAUCCCGGCGGUCCGGGUGGUUCUGGCAUCGACCUCCUCCUCACAAACCGGGCCCUAGCAAGCCAAGCCUUCGGAGAGCAGUAUAAUAUCGUCUCUUAUGACCCUCGCGGUGUAAACAACAGCGGCCUGAGCCUUGACUGCUUCUCGGGAAACACAGAAGCAAGAAGUACCUUCAGUCGCCUACAUAGUACGGGCGUUACCAACAUCUCAUCGUCCUCAUUUGAGGAACAGUACUACUCAAGCUCCAUCUACGGAGAGUGGUGCAACGAUGCUGUCGAAAAAGAGUCGCCUCAUGGAUUCUAUGUGACUACACCGGCAGUCGCCAGUGAUUUGCUCACCUUUAUAGAAGCCGAGGCCGAGUUGGCUGGCCAGGCACCGUCAGAUGCCAAAUUGUGGCUGUAUGGCAUCAGCUACGGCACUGUAGUCGGUGCCACUUUCGCCUCCAUGUUUCCUGACCGAGUGGGGAGAAUGAUACUCGAUGGCAUUGUGAACGCAGAGCUAUACUAUGACAAUUACUGGAGUGUCAACGUCGAUCAGAUGGACGAAGCCAUGGCAAAGUUCUCGAGCUUCUGCCAUUCUGCAGGUCCCGAACGAUGUUCCUUCUGGGGACCUACGCCAGCAAACAUCACCGCCAGGAUGGACAACCUCAUCCUUCAACUUCAGAACCAUCCGGUCCCUAUAAGCGGGGUCCAAAGUCGAGGCCUGCCGGCGUUGGUCACCUAUUCAGACCUAAAGGCCCUUUUCGUCAACACUCUUUACAUCCCGAUAGCGUCCUUCCCAGUCAUGGCCGACAUCCUACAUCAGCUCGAGCGUGGGAACGCGUCUGCUCUUGUGGGCAUGUUUGACGGGCUAGGUCUCACGAUCGAUGCCGGUCACGUCAUCCAAUGCGCCGAUUCAUCUCGGAGAAACAAGCUUACUUCUAUUGAAGAAUUCAAGAGCUACGUCGAGUACACGGUCUCCAAGAGCAAGUACAUCGGCGAUGUCUACCCCAUCUUCGUGGACUCUAUAUUAUGUAGAUCAUUCCGACCCCAAUUGCCUGACAGCAUGGUGGUUCAAAAACAUCAAGUCAUCGGACUGGACAGGCCUACAUCCUUCCCGAUCCUGAUAGCGAGUAAUACCAUUGACCCUAUAACGCCAUUGAUCUCAGCGCGCAAGACAGCUUCGCGAUUUCCCGGCUCGGUACUUCUCUUGCAAGAAGCCGUUGGUGUAAGUUGA